This is a messenger RNA of Ipomoea nil (Japanese morning glory), 16516 nucleotides long. RefSeq names its product midasin. Gene Ontology annotation, cellular component: nucleus; preribosome, large subunit precursor. The transcript is spliced from 76 exons. Lineage: Eukaryota; Viridiplantae; Streptophyta; Magnoliopsida; Solanales; Convolvulaceae. The coding region runs from base 121 to 16338 and encodes 5405 amino acids. Gene Ontology annotation, molecular function: ATP binding; ATP hydrolysis activity. Gene Ontology annotation, biological process: ribosomal large subunit assembly; rRNA processing. The record is from RefSeq and is a predicted model, not a curated record.
GUCAGGACACUAUAAAUAUGCAUUUAAACAAACUAAAACCCUGAACGCACGCUCUUAAACCCUAGGAGAAGAACUAAAACACAGACGACAACCGGACAACCGUAGCAGAAUCGGCCAGGGAUGUCGUUGGACGGCAGCUUUCGUCUGGAAUUUGAGUUGGAGAGGUUCGUUAGUCGGUGCCCCAAGCUUGCUAAUCUCCCGCAAUUCGUUUAUCUACUAAAAAAGGGUGAUAAGGUUAGUGAAGAAGAAGUUGUAAAUGCCCUGGGACAAUUGAUUCUGCACCCAAGUUAUACAGUGCCAUUGGUGGGAUGUUUUCGUCCAAUUGCACGUAAAAUUGUGGACAGGAGUGUGGAGCUGCUUCGUUUAGUGCCCGAAUUGAGGGCGAAUAAUGAUGACUUGAUGACAGACUUUGAUGAAGACCGAUUCCUUAGAGAGGCUGAAUCGCAUGAUCAUGCAGAUGUUACACAUGUUGUUGAUGUUUAUGUAAGAAACGGGAAGGGUUUGAGUCUUCAUGAGCUCGCAUGUUUGGCAUUUUGUAGAGCUCUUGAUUUGGUUCCUUGUUUGAAGGAGUCAAUUUUAAGUUAUUUUAAUUUUGCUCCACCUCCUUUUGAAAGGAUCAUUCAGAGAGGAUCAUAUGUUGAUGAAGUUUCUAUGGAAGGAACUCGUCUUUUAGACAUAGUAAGAGUCUCCUACCGUUUCCUUCUGGCAGCGUGUGAGUUUACCACACUAUGGAAUUGGUCCUGCUUUCUGAACCUUGUAAAGAAGUAUACUGAUGCAGAGUUGAAGAGUAAUAUCUCUGACAUAGGAUGGUAUAGGAAGCAAAUAUUAUCGUUGGUUCUGAAUUUAAGUACAAAUACAAGUCCGAGUUCUGAAGAAGAUUUUUCUUGUUUAUUGCGGUGGCAAGAAUUUUGUCAGGAUGUUUCACUAGAGAAAGCUGGAUGGUAUAUUGAAUGUUCAAAGGGAAAAGAUGGGGAGUCUAGUGGCAAACUCAUUGGGUUUGAUCAAGGUUACUCUGUCCCCUCAACUUUUAUUUCUCUAAAUUCACCCUCUGCUGCAAUGCAUACAUCUUUGCAAUCAACAGAGAGCACGAGGUGCAAUGGAAAGCCCUUUACCAUGACAUCUGCUGUGAAGAAGAGUUAUGAGAUGGUCUUCUUGGCUGUGAGUCAGAGGUGGCCUGUUCUUUUGUAUGGUCCUGCUGGUGCGGGAAAAACUGCACUUGUUGCAAGGUUGGCACAGGAAUAUGGGAGCCAAGUUCUGUCUAUACACAUGGAUGAGCAAAUUGAUGGCAGGACAUUAGUUGGGAGUUAUGUUUGUGCUGAUCAACCCGGUGAAUUUAGAUGGCAACCUGGUUCGCUUACUCAGGCUGUUUCAAAUGGACUCUGGGUUGUCAUUGAGGAUGUGGAUAAAGCACCACCUGAUGUUCGAUCUAUCUUAUUACCUCUAUUAGAGGGGUCAAAUUCAUUCUCCACUGGCCAUGGGGAGGUGAUCAGUGUGAAUGAGGGCUUUCGGCUAUUUUCUACAGUCACAAGCUCAAAAUUGGAUAUAUCUGCAAAAGGCAAUAAUUCAGUUAGUGCAUUUUGGAGGAGAAUAAUGGUUGGGCCACCUUGUGAAGAUGACUUGCUGAAUAUUGUUAAUGCGUGGUAUCCAAAAUUGAACACUCUUGCAGCGAAACUUAUAGAAACAUUCAAAAUUGUCAAUGCGCUUUCAGCAUCUCAGUUAGGAACCAUUACAGUUGAGCGGUUCUCAUUGAGAGAUCUCCUCAAAUGGUGCAAGAGAAUUGCUGGCCAAGAUUUUUUGUGGGACCAGGAUGGACUUUCAAGUUAUGCUCGUGAUGCUAUCUUUAAAGAGGCGUUGGAUGUUUUUGCAGCCUUCUCCACUUCUAUGAAUCGGGAUGCUAUUAGGGAUGCGAUAGCAAAACUGUGGUUUGUAGAGACAUUAUGUCCAAAUAAUAAGCCUAGAUUUCAAAUCAUUUCACAGGAGAGGAAUCGGUGUCUAACAUUAAAUGUUGGUCGGGUUUCCUUAGAGUGCUAUCGGAAAAAUUUCUGCCAUGAGGAUAGACCUUUUGUUCAAAUUCGCAAUUCAUUACAUGUUCUAGAGAGAAUAGCUUGUUCUGUUAAGUAUAAUGAGCCUGUUCUCUUGGUGGGGGAAACUGGUACAGGAAAAACUACUCUUGUACAAAGUUUGGCAACAAGGCUGGGUAAAAAGCUCACAGUAUUGAACUUGAGUCAGCAAAGUGAUAUUGCAGAUUUGUUAGGAGGUUUCAAACCAGUUGAUGCACGGUUUGUAUGUUUCCCUCUGUACAAGGAGUUUGAGAAUCUUUUCACUAAGACCUUUUCAUUAAAGGACAAUGAAGGGUUUCUUAAGCGUUUAGGUAAGUUUUUGGAAGAUAGGAAUUGGAAGAAGUUACUGAUUGGUUUUCAGAAAGGUGUUGAGAUUAUUGGAAUAGGAAGAUCAGGCUCUGGUAUGAAACGCAAGAGACCUUUAGGUGAGGAAGUAAAGAAGGAGUGGGAACAAUUUUCCAUUAAACUUGAAAAGGCCCGUGCGCAAAUGAGUGCUUCUGCUGGAAUGAUAUUUUCAUUUGUAGAAGGAGCUUUUAUUACAGCUCUGAAGAAUGGUGACUGGAUAUUGCUUGAUGAGGUGAACCUGGCUCCUCCAGAGACCUUGCAGCGUGUUAUUGGUGUACUAGAAGAAGAGAAUGGGUCUCUUUGUUUGACAGAGAAGGGUGAUGUCAACUGUAUUGAUAGAAGUUCCAGCUUCCGCAUAUUUGCGUGUAUGAAUCCUGCAACGGAUGCUGGAAAGAGAGACUUGCCAUUCUCACUCAGGAGCAGAUUCUCGGAAUAUUUUGUUGAUGAUGUGAUGGAUGAUGACGACUUAACUUUGUUUGUUAAUAAUUUUAUAGAUGAGGAUCAUUCAAAUACAGAACUAGUUAGAAACAUAGUUCUGUUUUAUAAAGCAGCCAAGAAAAUAUCUGAAGAAAGUCUUCAGGAUGGGGCUAACCAGAAACCCCAGUAUAGUCUGAGGUCUCUUAGACGUGCUCUUGAUUACAUUAAGAAGGCAAAAAGGCACUUUGGAUAUGAAAAAGCCCUUUAUGAUGGCUUUUGUAUGUUCUUUCUGAUAUUGUUGGAUGAAACAAGUGCUAAGUUAAUGAACAAUUUGAUUUCUUCACAUUUGUUGGGAGGUAAACUACCUCAACAGAUCCCAUUUGACUCUUACUUGAUCAAUAAAUUAACUCAAGCCUCUAUGUGUGAUAAUUUGUUGGACAGCUAUGUUCUAACAAAGACUGUCAAAGAGCAUUUAAAGAACUUGGCUCGUGCCAUAUUUAUUGGAAGGUAUCCUGUUCUUCUACAAGGGCCAACCUCUAGUGGGAAAACUAGUCUUGUUCAGUAUCUUGCAGCAGUAACUGGUCAUGAAUUUGUGCGGAUUAACAACCAUGAACAUACUGAUCUUCAGGAAUAUCUGGGUUUGUAUGUUACUGAUGCUAGUGGGAAGCUUGUUUUCCAUGAAGGUGCACUUGUUAAGGCUGUGCGUAAUGGACACUGGAUAGUUUUGGAUGAGCUUAACCUUGCCCCUUCUGAUGUUCUUGAAGCACUAAAUAGGUUGCUGGAUGACUUCAGAGAGCUAUAUGUACCUGAAUUGAGGGAAACUGUUCGUGUCCACCCUGAGUUUAUGCUAUUUGCCACCCAAAAUCCACCCACAUUUUAUGGUGGUCGUAAGAUGCUUUCUCGAGCAUUUCGCAACCGUUUUGUGGAAAUCCAUGUUGAUGAAAUUCCAGAAGAUGAAUUGAGUACUAUAUUGGAGAAUAAGUGUACAAUUCCGCCAAGAUAUGCUAAGGUAAUGGUUGAUGUCAUGAAGGAGCUGCAAUUGCGUAGGCAGAGCAGUAAAGUUUUUGCAGGGAAGCAUGGAUUCAUAACUCCACGUGACUUGUUUCGCUGGGCUAACCGUUUCAAGGCUUUUGGGAAAACCUACGAGGACUUGGCUCGUGAUGGUUACUAUUUACUGGCUGAGAGGUUAAGGGAUGACAAUGAGAGAAGUGUUGUUCAAGAAGUUUUGGAGAGGAAGCUGAAGGUCAAAUUCUCUGAGGAUUUCUUGUACAAGCAGGAAGGAGGAUAUGGAGAAAAUUUUGAGGUUGGCAAGAAUCCGAAACUGUCAGAACACUUUGGGGGAAUUGUUCUUACUAAAAGUAUGCAGAGAUUGUACUUCCUUGUUGAGCGUUGUUACAAGCUGCGUGAGCCUGUCCUCCUUGUUGGUGAAACUGGUGGAGGAAAGACGACGAUUUGCCAAUUUCUCAGUAUCAUCUUGGCAUCCGAAUUACAUAUCUUGAAUUGUCAUCAGUUUACAGAAACUUCUGAUUUUCUUGGGGGGUUUUAUCCUGUACGAGAAAGAUCACAGAUUUCCAUGGACUUCAAAGAUAUAUGUGAAAAAUUGAUGUGUUCCAAGCCUUUUGUCCACUUUCCUGGUGAUUCUAAAAUUCCUUCAGAUAUUAAUCAAGCUUCCAAGACUCUAGACAAAAUAUCUAGAAUUGUGAGUAGUUACAAUCAGGGUUUGGUUUCCCAUCCUGAUGUGACGGCGCAAGAGCAUGAUUAUAUUAAAGAAUUGAACCUUGAAUUAGUUAAGCUACAUCAACAGUGGCAGACGAUCUUUAGGUGGAAAGAUGGACCCCUUGUUGAAGCAAUGAAGAGGGGAGAACUAUUUCUGGUAGAUGAAAUUUCUUUGGCUGAUGAUAGUGUGCUUGAACGUUUAAAUAGUGUGUUGGAGCCUGAAAGGAAGCUGUCUUUGGCUGAGAAAGGAGGUUCUGAUCUUGAGAUGGUAACUGCCCAUUCGGAUUUCUGCCUUUUUGCAACAAUGAAUCCUGGUGGUGAUUUUGGAAAGAAAGAGCUAUCUCCUGCCCUUCGCAACAGAUUUACUGAGAUAUGGGUACCUCCUGUUAGUGGCUUGGAUGAGCUUAAACUUAUUGCUCUUAGGAGGAUUAUUAACCCACAGCUUUGUAGCUUUGUGGAUCCCAUGUUAAAAUUUUGGGAGUGGUUCAAUAAUUUAAAAACAGGAAGAAUGCUUACUGUGAGAGAUUUGUUAUCUUGGGUUUCUUUCAUAAACACAAGCGGAACAAGUUUAUAUCCAGAAUCGGCAUUUCUACAUGGGGCGUUCCUUGUGUUGCUGGAUGGGCUGAGUUUAGGUACUAAUAUCUCCAAGUAUGAGGCUGCUGGGUUGAGGAAGAAAUGUUUCUUAUUUCUUCUAGGGCUGCUGAAGGAAAUCAAUUCAAAUUUUGAUUGCUCAAGUCUUGCCACACUGGAGAAUUAUGGUUGGUCUGACUCAGUUGCAGAUGCUGUUGUAUGCACUGAUAACAAGAAAUGUGAUACUCUCUUUGGUAUUCAUCCAUUCUAUAUUGAGAGAGGUAAAGAUAAUUUUCCUGCUGAAAAGUUUGACUUUCUUGCACCAACAACUCGUAGAAAUGCAUUGCGGGUGCUACGUGCUAUGCAACUUUCAAAACCUGUUUUGCUAGAAGGUAGCCCAGGUGUAGGGAAAACCAGUCUAGUUGUUGCUCUUGGCAAGUUUUCUGGCCACACUGUCGUACGCAUUAACUUGUCUGAGCAGACUGACAUAAUGGAUUUAUUGGGGUCGGAUUUGCCUGUUGAAAGUGAUGAAGGAAUGCAAUUUGCAUGGUCUGAUGGAAUCCUUUUACAGGCACUUAAGAAAGGAUCAUGGGUUCUGCUGGAUGAACUCAAUCUUGCCCCACAAUCUGUCUUGGAGGGACUGAAUGCUAUCUUGGAUCAUCGUGCUGAGGUUUUCAUCCCAGAAUUAGGUCUAACCUUUAAGUGCCCAACCUCCUUUAGAGUCUUUGCUUGUCAAAACCCUUCGUCUCAGGGUGGAGGACGGAAAAAUCUACCUAAGUCCUUCCUGAACCGGUUCACAAAGGUUUAUGUGGAUGAACUAGUUCAAGAUGACUAUCUUGCCAUCUGCAGUUCACUCUAUCCUUCAAUUCAAAGAUCUAUACUUUCAAAUCUGGUUUUAUUUAAUAAAAGGUUGCAUGAAGAGACAAUGGUUUUUCACAAAUUUGGUCAAGAAGGUUCCCCCUGGGAGUUCAACCUGCGAGAUGUGAUUCGUUCCUGUGAAAUAAUAAAGGGUGAAUACGGGAAAACAAGUUUUGAUUGUUUUUUGAAUACGGUUUAUUUGCAAAGAAUGCGGACAUCAUCUGACCGGCAAGAAGUUAUGAAGCUCUAUGAAGCAGUAUUUCAAAUGAAGCCCUAUAUAAACCCAUAUCCAAGGGUACAACUCAAUCCACAGUGGUGCACUGUUGGUAAUGUCUCCCUCCAGAGAGUUCACCAUAAGUCAUCAUAUCAUGAGCUUAAAGUCUUACCUUGUUUGCGCAAUAGCCUGGAAGCUGUGGCGCAUUGUGUAAAGCAUCAGUGGCUAUGCAUAUUGGUUGGCCCCCAGUCAUCUGGUAAAACUUCCUUAAUAAGGAUUCUUGCACAGUUAACAGGAAAUUUACUAAAUGAAUUAAAUCUUUCAUCUGCUACUGAUAUAUCUGAGCUGCUUGGAAGCUUUGAACAAUAUAACGCCAUCCGGAAAUAUCGUCUUGCCAUUUCUCAAGUCGAGGAUUAUGUGAAUGAGUAUUGCCGCCUGCAGCCAGCGUCGUUGCCCGAGGAGGUUUCCAUGCGAAGAGAUGAUCUUAUUGUUUUGUGGCUUGCUUUUGUAACAAGCAUUGAUCGUGUGCCUUCAACAAAAUACAUUGAGUCUGUUCCAUUGUUGGUUAACAUUAUUGAACAUCUAAAGUCAGAUAUUGUGACAUGUUCAUUGCGUUUGUCUUGGUCAGUCAAAGAUCUGGAUGCCACCCUCACUGCAGUAAGAAAAUGCAAUGACCACUUAAGAAGGCAAUAUGCAGCAAAGUUUGAGUGGGUACCUGGAAUUCUUAUAAAAGCAAUAGAAAAUGGAGAGUGGAUAGUUUUACAGAAUGCAAAUCUCUGCAAUCCAACAGUUCUUGAUAGGAUUAACUCUUUGGUUGAGCAGUCUGGAUGUAUAACAAUUAAUGAAUGUGGAACUGUCGAUGGAAAGCCUGUCAUUCUUCAUCCCCAUCCUCGGUUUCGUAUGUUUCUCACUGUUAACCCUGCAUAUGGUGAGGUAUCACGAGCAAUGCGAAAUAGAGGUGUUGAAGUUUAUAUGAUGGAGCCUAACUGGUUGUUUGAUAUAGAGUCCAAAGAGUUGCUUGAUGUGACUGAGCACAAAGAUGCAAUGAGAUUUCUCGUUCUUUCUGGUAUCCCUGUGGGUAAGUUGGUUGAUAUGAUGGCCCGCGCACAUAUUUAUGCCAAGAAUGAAGGUGCAAAGUAUAACAUGAAUAUUACACUUCUUGAACUCUCGCGAUGGGUACAAUUGUUUCAAGAGCUACUUACACAGGGCAAUAAGUUGUAUUGGAGCCUCCAAAUUAGUUGGGAGCAUAUUUAUCUUUCAUCUUUAGGUGAGGGUGAAGGAAGAGACAUAGUGGAUAAUGCUAGACAAUCUUAUUUAUCUGUGGCAGAACUUAAAAAAUUUCACUCAUUGGAAGAUUGGAUGUUAUGCUGGCCUGGUGGAUGGCCAACUCCCUUGAAGUUGAGAGAUCUUAUUUAUUACUCAGAGGAGUCGUGUGUGAAACAAAAUUGUAUGUACCUGGAGUUUCUGGGGUCCCAAACUGCCUGCAAUUCGAGUCUGCAACAAACUCUACGUGCUUGUCGUUCUGAUGGAUACCAAAUUUUUGAUCUGAAGAGCUUACAUAAGGUGAUGUUUCCUGGGGCUUCAGAGCAUCUAGAUGCACAUGAUUGUGGGAAAAAAGGUUUCGACCAAGGACUAGUUGUGAAAAUGCAACGAUUUGCUGCAAGCUGGGUAUUUGAGCAGGCAGCAACUAAAAGUGAUUUCAAUCUUUAUCUUAAAUAUUUCAGCCAACUUGGUUCUGUAUUACAGGAACGUGGUGAUUUCUUUAAUCAAUUUGUUAACUUGUUGCGAAAUGAACUAGAACACCCUAUAUGGAAUCACCUCCACCAUAAGAUCAUGUCUCAAAACUUGAAUGCCACACCUCUGCUCUCAGAAGAACUUGUUGAUGUAUCUGGGCCAGGCCGUGUGUUAAAUUCUUGUUGUGAACAGCUCAGAAGUGCUAUUAGUACUGUGCGCCUCCUUAGACUAAGCAAUCAACAGUGGAGCUAUGAGAAAGGCUACUCAUCCACUCCUAUUACCAAAAUCCUUGAACCUGUUUUGAGAUCUUUGCAGCAGUUUGAGGACAGAGUUCCUGAGAUGUUUAUGAAACCUACCAACUCUGAAGUGAUCUUCUUGAAGCCUCCUGAGAUGUUUUUGUCUUUGUACAGUGACCUUAUUGAACAUCAUUGUCUGUUUUGGAACAGUGUUGUUUCAUCUCAGGUUGAUUUUCCUGAUACUGGCAUGCUUAUUUCUUGGCGGUCUUUAACGAAGGUUGUCACAAAGCUGGAGGAAAUUUUCCCAAAUGAAGUAGAAAAUCUGAAGAGCAAGAUGCUAACAAUUGAUAAAGACCUGGGUUGGUCUGCCCAUUUGCAAAAGCCUUUGCUUUGGGAUCAUGGUGGGCAUCCGUUUCUCCCAUCUACUGCUGAAUUGUACGAAAAUCGAUGUCAACUGCUAAAGAAAUGCGAAGAACUAGUUUUGCCACAAAGGAGAAAGGGUUCUGAGUUGGGAGGGAGCAAUUUGUCAAUUGAAGCUGCUGCAUUAUCUUCUAAUCCUGAACUUCGAUUCCUUGCUAUGGAAGGUGUGUGCAUGUCAUCUUAUGUAAUGGAAAAAUCUGAUGGAGAUCAUCUCAAUGUUGUUAAUCAGUUGGGAGAUAUGUGCCAGAUGCUUUCUAGAAGGAUAGAUUUUGAAAAGAAAAAGUUAGAAGAGAAUCCUUCGUCUCUUCGAGAAGAACUGCGGCUAUCCAAUUUAUCUGCGUGCUGUGUCUUCACCCCUAAUUUGUUGUCUCUCAAGUCUGGGAUUGCUUGCUGGCUUGAGACACUGCCUUUAGCUGAUGAUAUUAGUUUCAUUCUUGAUACAAGACUACUUCAGCGUCUUUCCAAGCUUGAUCAGCUUCAUGAAUUAACUGCAUUGUCUGGCCGCAUUGAGUCUACUUUGAACUUUUCAUUGAACUUUUCUCCCAGGCCUCCAACAGACUUUUUGGGUCAUCAAAAGAUUUUGUGGACAUUAGAUGCUUGGGGAUCAGUGUGUGGAGUAAGUGAGAAGAUCUCUAGUUUCAUUCUUGACAUAUGGUUUGCAUGGCAUUCUGCUUUGUGGAAUCCCUUCCAUGUUGCUACUGAGAAUAUUCCAUUGGAGGGAUUUAAAGAUGAUCUUCUACCUCUACCUGAUAGGCUGUUUAAGCCAGUAAAAAUGGCAGCUGUUGAACAAAUUCUGCAGGGUACAUUUGCUGUUAGAGACUACUCUAUGCACAGUCUAAAGCUUAGAGCUUCUUCACACCACCUCUGGCACGGUUCUACGGAUGUUUGCAUAACUGAAUUCCUUUUAUCUACUGCUCGGUUCCUUUUCCAGCAGAUUGUAAGUGCUCACCAAAGUUCAUUUGAAGAUGACAAGUACAGUGAAAUCAAGUCUCUCUUUCCUUGUAAUUCAUGGAAGAUGAUUACGGAAAAUGAUGUGACGGUCAUGAUUUCCCUCCUUAAGUCCUCGAAACAUGAACAUUUUAAAAAAUUGAUCAGUCCCUUAAUUAAGCCAUUGCUGCGUUUCCUUUAUCUCCCCUGUUCAUCAACUGAUUUUAUGGGAAAUCUAGGAUCUGCGUGGUUAUUGAUUGGUGGCUUACGCUACCAUCUUUUGAUUAGCUACACAUAUUUGGAUCCCACUGUAAAAUACUCUGUAAAGCACUCACAGCUGACAGAAAAAAUUGCUUGUCUCCAGCUUGAGAAUGAGGUAAGAAGAGAGUGUACUUAUUUAUCAGGGUCCUUUCAGUUAAGAGAAGAUGACAGACAUACCAAGGUGUUAGAAGAACUCAAUACCAAGCUGAAGAAACUGCAAAAACAUAUUGUAUUUCGGCGUAAUCCUGCGAAUUUCAAGAAAUUGAAAGACGACUGUGAUUACAUUCUCACAUUCUCACAGUGGUUGAUUACAGCUGCAAAAAAUGAGCAUUCAGAGGUGGGAUCUGGGCAACUCCGAAAUUGGCAGGAGACCUCUUCAUGUUUUAUUGAGCGACUGUCAACGGAAUAUGCUGAUUACACUGAUAUAGUUCAACCAAUUCAGAUAUCAAUAUAUGAAAUGAAAUUAGGCUCGUCUCUGGUCUUUUCAAAUGUUUUAGGUAGAAAGUUAUUGGAGGAAUUGGGGAAACAAGAUAUGGAUUCAGUUCUGGGGGCGAUAUAUUCUUUCAUGAGAUUUCCUGGGGGGUGUGCACCAAAAUUUGCUUCUGUCAAGGGUGACAGUACGUUGUACAAGUUUUCUUGGAAUGAUAUUGAGCUGCCUACAAAUGUCAACUCUAUGGACUUGCAUUUGCUUGAGAAUGUUGUUACUUCCAAAAACGAUGGCAUUACUGAUGGAAUGGUCUCUGCUUCUCUUUAUCACAAUAUUCUAGUUCGAGUAAUGCAUUCUGCUGCUGAUGCGCGCUUUAUGGAUAAUUCAUCAUUUACACUUUUGGAGAAGAUAUUUGAUAAUUUUUCAAGGCGUUGGAUGCACAUGAAGAUUCAUCUGAGAAUGAAAGAAGAGAAUGAUCAACUAGUUACGUUCCGACCAUGUGCUCUGAAGAUUGAAAAUAUCAUCGAUAGUGAUAUAUCCAAUUUAGAAAGUGCUGUUUCCAAUGAUAAUUUUUCAGAUUGGAAGGAAAUGUUCUCUGGGGAUGAGCUCUCUGACAGUGCAAAAGCUAACACGGAAUGUGAAACUCCAGAGGAUGAUUGGUACUCUGUUGAAGAAUCCAUUUUAAAUGACAUGAUCCACACUCACAAUCAAAUAUUUGGUUCAACUGAUCUUGUUGAAAAUCCUGGAAAUAUUCAUGUAUUUGAUGCGGAUCGAUUUUCUACUUUCAUCCAGUCAUAUUCACUGGGUGUAAGAAUGACAAAAGAUUUGGAUGGUUUUUUGUGCUCAUGGUUAGAUGCUAAGGUUGUGCCAGAGCACUUACUUCGCCUAUGUUUGGAGCAUGAACAUAUGGUCAUUUCUCCUCGUAAAUCAGCAAAUGCGUACAACUUUUAUAAGGAUUCGAAUGCCCCCAUUAUGGCUACUAUGGUGGAUCCUGUAACUUCUCUUAAAGAGAAAAUUCUUAUGCUUUUAAAUGAAUGGGAUGACCAUCCUGCCCUACAGAAGAUAGUUGAAGUGAUUGACAUGAUCUUGGCUAUUCCUCUAAGUGCUCCUCUGGCCAAGGCCCUGUCUGGCUUGCAUUUCUUGAUCUAUAGAGUCCACAUGUUGUGUCAGACAGUUGCCAAGUUUCCAUUGUCUGAUCAAAUGAGACCUAUUUUCGCAUUAGUAUCCUCAUGGCAUAAGCUGGAGUUUGAAUCUUGGCCUGCUUUGCUUGAUGAAGUUCAAUCUCAAUUUGAGAUUAAUGCUGCAAAGUUAUGGUUUCCAUUGUAUUCAGUACUUAAGCCAAGUAAUGAAUAUACUCCAGACAUGAUAAAAAGCUUGGAUGAGUUUCUUCAAAUGUCCUGCAUUGGUGAGUUUAAAAGGCGUCUUCAACUGCUUGUUGCUUUUCAUGGACACUUCAGUAAUUGUAUAAGCAGAGAUUCUCAAUCAAGUCAUGAGAAGAUUGUGAAAGUUCUCUACAAUAGUUUUGGAUAUUAUGUGCAAUUCUUGCCAAAGAUUUUGUACCACAUGGAUAUAUCUAGAAAGAAUGUUGAAAAGGAACUAAAAGAUCUUGUGAAGCUGUGCCGAUGGGAACGUGUUGAGGGUUAUACAGCAAUAGAGAGCUUCAGGAGAACUCGGCAGAAACUCAAAAAACUCAUACAGAAAUUUACUGAUUUAUUUCAACAACCUGUUAUGUUUUUCAUCAACCAAGAAGUGACAGGAAGCUCAAUAAAUUGCCAAACCGUUGAAGGCACACAAUUCUCAGCUGGCUUCUAUGAUAAGAGUAGGAACAUUCUUAAUGCACUAUGUCAGCAGAUUCAGUUCAUAAAGGACAGCUCUCCUUACGUGGCUGUUUGGUGGAAGGAAGUUGAGUCUGUUGCUCAUGAUUUUCACUUCAGCAAAACAACUGAAAUUGAUUUCUCUGAUAUUUCCCUUAAGAGAAAUUUGGAAGAAGUUGGAAGAAUCCUCAAGGAUGGUCUACCAUCUCAGUGUUCACAGAUAUCAUGCUUUGGUGAUUGGAAUCAACUGUGGCAUACUAUUGAUGAAAUCUGUAGAACUGUAAUUGGUUGUGCUGAGAUAUGGAAGGAUGAUGGAAAGAAGUUUGGAAGACGAAGAGUUUUCUCAGAUUUACUAAAGGUCUUGGAAACGUGUGGUUUAUUUAAGCACAGAUCAACAUUCAAAACGGGCCAAGGGGAAGCCAAUGCAACAAUUUGUUGGCUUCUUCAGCCAUCCUAUGAAGUGCUGCACCUGCUCUUGACAAAAACUGCUCUUUCCUCUGGGAAUGUUGAAAAUCAUAUUCUGGGAGAGCUUCAGGGAUCUUCUUCUGAAGAUUUGAACUCUGAAUGGAAAUCAGCUAAUCAGUACUACUUCAAGAGCAUCAAAUCAAUGAAACUUUUGCAGAGUAUCAGCUUAAACUUCCAUAAGGAUUUCACUCUGGAACAGGUUGAGAGGUCAGGAUCGUUUAUUGACCAUCUUUUGACUAUUCAACAAGAGCAGCGUAGAGAUGUCUAUGAUUUUGCAAGGCAACUUAGAAAUUUCAAGGAAUGCCGUUUACCUUUAGUUAACAUGUUCUCAUGCUCCUUCCCUUUUGCUUCAACUGAGAAUACUGAUCUUCGUUUGGCCCAAAAUCAGUACAAAUCGUUUACUUGCUUGUGGCAACAAAAGCAACUCUUUGAUAGCUUAUGUGUUCUGUUGCAUGAGGAGCGUCUAUUUUUACAGACAGUAGUGGAUAACCAUUUGAGCCCUUGCACAAGUCUCAAACAUUCAGCAAUGAAAAUUCUUCUUUUCAUUGGAAAAUACUUUCCAGAUAUUCAAAAAUCUAAGAAUUUGCUGGAUGAUGUCCUUCUUGGAGUUGAUAGAGUUACAACCACAACCAGAGGAGGAACCCCAUUGCAUCCUUGUGGCAUUACAGAACACUUGGAGAAGAUGUUAAAUCAAAACUUUGACUUGAUAAAAACAUUUGAGAAUGACCUCCACACCUUCCGUGGGCAAAAUGUGGAUGGAGCAGCGGUUGAAGAUACCCUGCUUGGACAUUUCAGUGAUAUAUUUGACAAGGCCAACUUCAUGGCUUCACAGUUCAGUCCUGGUUAUGGUUCUUCAGAAAAUGAAGUUGAUUCCGAUUGUCAUUUAGAAAAUAUCACUGAAGUUGAAGUGAAGUUUGGUUUGUCGCUGAUGGAGACCUGCAAAUGUAUUAUGGAUGCUCUUCAUGCUAUGGGUUCACUAGGGAAUGAUCUCCCUGAUAAGCUGAAUAUUAAUAUGUGGAAAGCACUCUUGCAGUCAAAUAUAGCAAAACUGCAGCUGGACGUGAUUGGUGAUAAAUUACUUGAGACCGUCUGUCUAGCUGGAAAAAUAUUGUAUAUUUAUGACAGAAGAAACCCACACUUAUCUUCUCUCAUCAAAACACAUCUGAAACAUCUUUAUUCCUUGUCAAAUGCUAUCCUGGCUUUUGGGGAAGGUCUUCUGCACCAUUUUCUGGUCAUGCACAGGAUGGUAUGUUUGAUGACCCAUGUUCUCGCAGAGGUUUUUGUUUUACUAUUUUCCAAGGGAUUUGGCACUAAAGAAGACCAAAUCAAUGAGUCCAGCCAGGAUGAAACUCAGGAUGCAAGUGGUACGGGUAUGGGUGAUGGCACUGGAUGUAAUGAUGUUAGUGAUCAGAUAACUGAUGAAGAUCAACUUCUUGAACCUUCUAAAGAACCAAAUGAACAGAAUUCUUUAGGUGACAUGUCAAAUGUAAAAGAUAAGGGCAUUGAGAUGGAAGAAGAUUUUGCAGCUGAUGCAUACAGCGUCAGCGAAGAUUCUGUUGAUGAUGGAGAUGGCAAUGAAGAGAAUGAGCAAGUAGAAUCUGCUAUUGGGGAAACUGGUGAUCACAGUGAAAAAGUUGAUGAAAAACUUUGGGACAGGGAGGACGACGAAAAUAAUGAUGGCGGAGAUGAGAAGUAUGAGCCAGGCCAAGCAGUAAAAGAUAAAGGAGAUGAACGGGAACUCCAAGCUAAAGAUGACUCUGCUGCUAUUGAUGAUGAAAAGGAAGGCGCUGAUCCUGGGGCACUUGGAAAACAACCUGAUGAAAAUGGGAAUGAAGAAAGCCUCAGUGAAAUGGAAGACAUGGAUUUAGAAGAACAGGAUGCAUGUACAGAUCCUACAGGGUUGAAGCUUGACGAGCCAGAUCGAGGUCCUGAAAAUGAUGGUGAUUUGGAUCCAUCCGAAGGUACCGACCUCAUGGAUGAAGAUGAUAACAAUGUAGAUCUCUCUACAAAAAGUGAGAAUGAGGAACCAACUGAUCCAAUGGAUGAAACUUUGGAAGAGAUGGAUCACAAACGUUUGGAUGAAGAGUCUGGGGGGGUUCAAGAGGACAGCGAUCAUGAGAGUAACUUGAACAAGGAAGCACUGGAGCCAAGGAAAGACACAGUUCAGCCCGAGGCUUCCCAUGUUACAGGUCAGACUGAGCAGAAUGGUCAAAGUGCACUAGAUCUACCAGAGCCUAGAGAUGACGGUGGUCCUGAAAACUUGGAAAAUUCCAUGGAAGAGGCAGAAUGGUCUAAUGGAGGUGGACUUGAGCAUAACCUUGCUCCUGGUGGGGGCUCUAAUGGUGAUCAAGAUAUCAUGGUGGCUGGGUCAUCCAUGGGCGAUAAGCUAAGUGGAAAUAGACCUGAAACUCCAUUUCCCCUUGUUAAUUCAUCAAUUAAUAAGAAUCAGCCAAAUCCCUGUCGUAAUGUUGGAGAUGCACUUGAUGGAUGGAAAGAAAGAGUAAAGGUCUCCGUUGAUCUUGAGGAUAACAUACAGAGUACCGAUGAUUUGGUAGAUAUGGAUACAGAGGAAUAUGGGUAUACUGCAGAAUUUGACAAGGGAACUGCUCAAGCAAUAGGGCCUGCGAUGACUGACCAGGUUGACAGAAAUGUAAGUGGAAAUGAUGUUGAAGAGAAUGCUGGAUCCGACGAGAAAAAAGAUUAUGCUAGUAAAAUGGAGCUUGAUAACCUCCAACUUCAACCCCAACCUAUAGUUAGUUCUACUUCGAAUUUCGGCAAUGAUAUAGAAAUGCAAUUGGAGAAGUUGGAAACAGAAAAACAAAUUGAACCAUCUGCUCAAGAGGAUAAGGGUUAUGAUGAUUGUCCCAGUAGUUCAUCAUUGAAUUUAGUUUCUGUGAAGAGAAAUUAUUUAAGUGAGGAUAUAAAUCAAGUCAGCAAUCUCUCUGUGAAUGAUGAAAACUUGGGUAAGGCCUGGAACCUUGAAGGGGCAACUGGUGACUUGAAUGUUGCUGCUGCUCUUUGGAGAAGAUAUGAACUCCUCACAACAAGGCUAUCACAGGAGUUAGCUGAACAGUUACGUUUGAUAAUGGAGCCUACUUUGGCUAGCAAGCUCCAGGGAGAUUACAGGACAGGCAAAAGGAUUAAUAUGAAAAAGGUAAUUCCAUAUAUUGCAAGUCAUUACCGGAGAGAUAAGAUUUGGCUACGUCGUACUCGGCCAAACAAACGUGAUUACCAAGUUGUCAUUGCUGUGGAUGAUUCCCGGAGUAUGUCCGAAUCUCGUUGUGGGCACAUUGCUAUUGAAGCUUUGGUUACUGUCUGCCGUGCAAUGUCUCAGUUGGAAGUGGGAAAACUGGCUGUUGCAAGCUUUGGGAAAAAGGGGAAUAUUCAGUUGUUGCAUGAUUUUGAUCAGCAAUUUAGUGGAGAUGCUGGUAUUAAGAUGAUCUCAAGUUUUACAUUUAAGCAAGAAAACACAAUAGCAGAUGAACCAAUGGUUGAUCUAUUGAAAUACUUGAAUGAUAUGCUUGAUGAUGCUGUCAUUAAUUCACGGCUACCAACUGGAGAUAAUCCCCUCCAGCAACUCGUUUUGAUAAUAGCAGAUGGUCGAUUUCAUGAGAAGGAAAGUUUGAAGCGUCGUGUCAGAGACCUCUUGAAUAAAAAACGCUUAGUUGCAUUUUUGCUGCUGGAUAGCCCUGAAGAAUCCAUCAUGGACCUCCAGGAGGCGACAUUUGAAGGCGGAAGUGUGAAGUUGUCCAAGUAUAUGGAAUCAUUCCCCUUUCCAUACUACUUGGUCUUAAGGAACAUAGAAUCCCUUCCUAGGACACUAGCCGAUUUGUUGAGACAGUGGUUUGAGCUUAUGCGGUCCUCACGAGAUUAGCUGUAAUGCACUGCAAACACGAAAAGAUUCUUUUGCUCCCUUGGGAAUGACUCCAAAAUGCAGCAAUGUAACCUUUAGCUGUCUGUAUUGUUCUUAGAGCAAUUAAUUUGUUUCAUUGAUUGAUGCUAUAAUUAUUGUAGCUCUAAGCAAUUUUGUCAUUAAUUCAUUGGCCUUAAUA